Messenger RNA from Sitophilus oryzae (rice weevil), 2242 nucleotides. It is a transcript of the gene MFS17, whose product is annotated as sialin. NCBI's taxonomy places the organism in Eukaryota, Metazoa, Arthropoda, Insecta, Coleoptera, Curculionidae. Gene Ontology annotation, cellular component: plasma membrane. The transcript has 11 exons. Bases 378 to 1988 code for a protein of 536 amino acids. The record is from RefSeq and is a predicted model, not a curated record. Gene Ontology annotation, biological process: monoatomic anion transport; transmembrane transport. Gene Ontology annotation, molecular function: transmembrane transporter activity.
UGUAUACAGUGGUAUCUCAGUUUCAUGCGCUUCGUUAGACGCGACAGUACCUACGUAGUACUGUACUCGUGUGCUCUUGCUGAUUUGUCGGUUAUAUUUUGUUUACGAUAAAAGCAGUCAAUAUUUUUAUUCACACGAAAAGAGUAUGGUCAUUGGUCAACGACUUCAAAUCAAAUGGUAAUGAUGUGUUGACAUGACAGUUGUUUUGGAAUAAUUUUGUAAUAUAGUUAUGCACCUGAUUGUUUCGGCCAGCGAUCUUAGAUCCUAGCUUUCUUGCUUUCAUGGAGUAAAAUGCUUUCAACCAGUGAAUUCGGUCUAGUGAUAAUUUUGUAAAAUAAACAAGCUGCUGCAAUUUUUAUUUCCAAAGUAUUGUAACAAUGAUGAAGAUGGAUGAUAGAGUUUAUAACAAUGAUUUGUCCUACCCCAAAGAAGAGAAAAAGUGCCUCGUAUAUAGAAUAUUUGGGCAAGUUCCAGCAAGACUUGUACUUUAUCUUUUAUCAUGGUCGGGUUUCUUAGUAUCCUUCAUGAUGAGAAACGACAUAAAUCUCGCUAUAGUAGCAAUGGUUGAAGAACCAACGCAUGCAGAUACCAACGUCUCACACGAAUAUUGUUUUGUUAAGGAAGAUAAUAAUAACACAGCCCCUAUAGAUUAUGGAGGAACAUUGGAUUGGUCCAGCCAUAUACAAUCCUAUGUUUUGGCAUCAUUUUAUUGGGCGUAUAUUGUCUCACAAAUUGUGGGAGGCUUAGCUACACAGAAAUUGGGCACAAAACGCGUGUUUGGUUACGCACAAUUGGCCACCGCACUUUGCAGUUUAUCCAUUCCAUUAGCAUCAGAUACUCACUAUGGUUUAGUAAUCACCCUGCGAUUUAUUCAGGGAUUUGCAUCGGGUCUGACAUGGCCUGCUAUGUACGCCUUAGUAGGGCACUGGAUUCCUGUCCCAGAAAGAAGUCGCUUCAUGUCCAGUUUUCAAGGUUUUAGUAUAGGAAUCGGUAUAACGUACCCCCUGUGUGGCUUUCUGAUAGCUCAUUUAGGAUGGAGAUCAGUAUUCUAUACUACAGGUUCCAUAGGAGUGUUGUGGUGUUUGAUUUGGUAUCUUUUGGCAUUUGACAGUCCAGAAACCCAUCCACGUAUAAGUCUGAGGGAACAACGAUAUAUUAGGGAAAAUACUGAUAAUACUUAUGAAAAUUCCAGGACCCAAAAAGUUCCAUGGAAAUCAAUUUUACUAUCUCCAGCAGCUUGGUCUAUUGGAAUAACCACAUUUGGUCGUAUUUGGGUUCAUUACACCUUUAUCAUCUCAGGACCAACUUAUAUGAAAAGAAUAUUAGGCUUUAGUAUAGAAAAAAAUGGAUUAUUAUCUGGUGCUCCAUUUAUCUGUAGUUAUGUAGCAUCGGUAUUUUUCUGUUAUGUAGCUGAUAAAUUAAUUACUCAAAAGUAUAUGUCACUGACCAAUGUUCGAAAACUAAUGACUGCUCUCUCUCAGGUAUUUCCUGGUAUAUUGGUACCACUUAUUAGUUACUUAGGUUGUGAAGUUGAAUUGGUAUUAGUUGUAUGGUUCACUGCCGUUACUUUAAUUACUGCUUCAUAUGCGGGUGCUAUGGCGAACGUCGUGGAUAUUGCCCCUAAUUUUGCCGGUCCAGUAUUAGCGUUUGCUCAAACUAUUCAUAUGUCUGCCAGUUUCCUAAGCCCCUUAGCAAACUUUCACGUGUUAACCGGACAAGAACAUUUAAUGUCCGCAUGGAGAACGGUGUUCUAUGUUGCCUGUUUUGUUGCCUGUGCCACUUACAUCUUUUAUCAAAUUUGGGGCACUGGAGAGACUCAGGCAUGGAACUUUAAUACUGAUCAGCCUAUCGACACUAAAGAAGUAGAGGAACUUAUGAUCAGAUCUACACACAAAGAAGAAAUUAUAAAUGGCAGUAAUUACAGUAACAAUAUAAUACGAGAAACAACUGAUAUAAAUGGCAUACAAAAAGACGACGUUAAAAUUUAAAUUAGUAAAGAUCGAAUGAAGUUACUUAUAUUUUACAGGGUUUAUAUAUUUUCCAGAAACUUAAUUUUAUUUCUGUAUUUGUAUAUAUCUUAUAACGCCAUAACUAUGUUCACGCUAAGAAGUGAUAACGAAUUCGAUUAAUAAGAUAUAUAUAAUCAGUAUUAACAACAGAAAAUUGUUAUAUCUUAUUAAUAAUCUCUCUUUUUUAUAUAUUUAAAUUAUACAGGGUUGUUCACCACAUGCGACACGGAGUA